GCCAAAAUGGCAGCAAAUUAAGAUUAGAUAUUUGAUGAACAAUCUUAGGAAGCAACAAUAAAUGAGGAAUACAAAAUAUGGAAAAAGAAUGCACCAUUUCUAUAUGAUUUGGCAAUUAGUCAUCCAGUAGAGUGGCCAUCUUUGACAGUGUAGUGGUUACCAAAGAAAGAAACACCACAAGGUUAAGAUUAUUCAAUUCAUAAAUUGAUUAUUGGAACAAAUACCGGGGAUAAUGAAAUGAAUUCAUUAAUGAUUGCUAAAGUAGAGUAACUUAAAAUAUAUUAGGUUCGAUUGCCAAAAGAUUCUGAUGUAUAAUAGGAUCCUUCAGAAUACAAAUAAAAUGAAUCUAGUGGAAUAGGCAAAGCAACAGGAGAAAGUAGAAUAGAAAUUGAUGUAAGAAUAAAUCAUGAAGGAGAAGUAAANAUUACAUUGAUAAACUAAAAAAUAAUUAACUUUAGAUUAUUAAGAAUAUGGAGUAAUACAAUCUUAAUUAUUAAAAUUGUAAUCAAAAUUUUUUAUUAUAUAAUUAUGUUUUAAUGUUAGAGUCUAAGUGAUGAUAGUAUCUUCAGGAUUAAUAAAUGA
Molecule: messenger RNA, 582 nt
Organism: Paramecium sonneborni
Lineage: Eukaryota; Ciliophora; Oligohymenophorea; Peniculida; Parameciidae
Source: the annotation of a GenBank genome assembly